GGCUGUGUCAUUUGACUUUUUUUCUCUCCCUCUCUCUCUCUCCCUCCCUCUCUCUCUCUCUUGUGCGUGCGUGUGUGUGUCGUGCAAUAAUGGGAGGAAGUAAAGAAAGACGGAGAAGAAAAAAAGGAAACAUUAGCUAAGAUCAAAUGAGGUGCAACACUUUGAUGGCAUAACAAACUAAAAGGGAAUGGACAUUUGGAUGACAGUUUAGUCCGACUUAUGUGUGUCAUUUCACCACUGGGAAGAUUUUCUGUGUCACAUAUGUAGGUCGGCAAGGAAAAUAUCACAUUUCUUUUAGUCAUGACUUUCGAUUAGAAAGUUGCAAGUCUGAACAUCGUGAUUAUUAUAUUAAUAAUUAAGCGAAUGUCUUCAAGUCCGACAAUCACGAGUGCAGUAUUUUCACAUGCAUAUCAAGUUUAAGUAUUAUUCUUUAGAUUGACAUAGACUCUAAAUGUACAGAUAUUAACCAAAAAUCGUGUAAAGUUGUUUUCUGAAAUUCGAUUCAAAAAAUAUUUCUCGAGCAACUGAGUCUUUUUUAUCAAUAUUUGUGAACAUUUUCUCUACACCUUAAGUUCUAGAGUUCUGCCUUGUGAUGAUAUGUCUCUUUCAAUAAUAUAUUUUCCCCAGACUCUACUUACAAGUACUAGAUAUUGAACUAGUCUUUAGAUCUAGAUCUUAGUUUGCAGUUAAAGAACAACAAUACAGAUAUAGAUCUGGUAUAGCACUAAAUAUAUCUCUCCAUCUAGCUGUGACUUGGUUUAUUCGAUAGAUAAAAUGACAAAUCUGGAAAUGAUUCUAGCGUCUAUUGUGUUCAUUCUGAAAGUUCAAACCGUGAUACCGUAUCAGUAUAAAAUACCCAUAGGACUUAUAUUUGACAAGAGUAACAAGGACAUUGAGAAUUACGUGAAACAACACAUCCGGCAGACGAAUGAGAAAAACGUUUUCUUCUCUUUAGAGCCAAGGAGCCACAAGACAGACACCAGUGACAGCUACAGCGUUUCUAGAAUUUUAUGUUCCAUGUUGACGGAGGGAGCAGUAACAGUCAUCGGCGACAUCAGACCGGCAGCCCUGCAGACUGUCUUAGACUACGCCAACGAGACACAGAUACCGUUCAUAUUUUUGAACAACCCUGCCGACCCCAAGAAGCUGGACGAUGCCAGGAUGGCGCCUCAGAUCUAUAUUGAACCAAGCCUGACUAGAACUAUCGUUGAUAUCAUUCAUAACCUGUAUGGCUGGGAUCGAAUCUAUUAUAUCUAUGACACAGUCGACGCCAUACAACGUAUCGAACAGAUCCACGACUACUUUCAUGACUAUCCCUACGCCACCACUGACAUCAAGCCCUAUGAACUGGGUCCGAGGGACUCGUGCUAUGACGUGCUGGUCAAGUUAUACAACCUGAACAGGGGCGAACCCUUGAGGAUCAUCCUGGACAUAGACCCCAUUCAAGCCGAAUCGGCGAUGGCUAAAAUUAUAAAUGAAAAAGACAUUUAUAAAGUUCGUUUUCAUUUUCUGUUACCCUUCUUGAGCUUACGUUCCAUUGCCUUGGAGUCCUUCAAAACUGGAGGCGUCAACAUCACAGGCUUUGAGAUCUUCAAGGACGGAAAGAUAGUACAGUACAAGAGAGACAAACUCAAGACUAUCAAUGUCUACGACCACAUCGCCUCUGACACACUCGGUCUCCUGGUGGACUCCCUCAGAACGCUGCAGAAGAGCCAGGGCUCCGUGAAUGUGUUUGCCGAGGUCAACGGCUGGCCCCACAACCAGGAGAAGACCUGUCUGCCCCAACUGAGGGGAAAGUGGAAAUAUGGCUCGACUUUAGCGCAAGUGUUGCACAGGACAAAAAUGGAUGGGAAAAGUGGUAACAUUAAUUUCCACGCCACUGGUCAGAGAAUAAACUACAGCGUGGACGUUCAAGAGGUGACCAUGUAUAAAGGGAUAUCCAUCCUGGGAACUUGGCAUUCAAGAGACGGCUUCAAUGUCUACGGAGAAGAGCAGGUUCUAGACAAGGCCAACAGAACCAUAGACAACAGGACCAGAAUCGUGACGUCUAUAGACGAAGAGCCCUACUUGAUGGCAGCUCUAGAAGUCACAGACGGAAUCCCGCUCAUUGGGCGCUUCAGGUUUAUUGGCUACUGCUCUGAUCUGGCCGAGAUGGUGUCUCGUAACGUUGGUUACGAAUAUCACAUCCGGUUUGUCAAAGACGGGGAGUAUGGGAGGAAGCAGAAAGACGGCACGUGGAAUGGCGUCAUUGGGGAGCUGAUUAAACACGAUGCAGAUAUCGCGAUAGCCCCACUGACAAUAACAUCUGACAGAGAGAAGGUUCUGGACUUCACCAAGCCAUUCAUGAGUUUGGGCAUCUCUCUGAUGAUCAAGAAACCCGUCGAGACGGACCCUCAUGUCUUCUCCUUCAUGCGACCUUUAUCACAGGAAAUAUGGCUUUGUACGAUCUUUGCCUUUAUUGGUGUGAGUGUCGUGCUGUUUCUAGUGAGCCGCUUCAGCUCCGAGGAGUGGCAAGUUGACUCCGAGUCCAAGCUGGAGAACGACUUCACCAUAGGAAACAGUUUGUGGUUUUCCUUGGGAGCCUUCAUGCAGCAGGGAUGUGACGUCCUCCCUAAGUCCGUGUCAGGACGCAUAGUCACCAGCGUCUGGUGGUUCUUCACCCUCAUCAUCAUUUCGUCCUACACAGCCAACCUGGCAGCCUUUCUCACCACACAACGAAUGAGCGGAAGCAUUAGAUCUGCCGAGGAUCUGGUCAAGCAGACAGAGAUCAAAUAUGGGCCUUACAGGGGUGGAAGCACCUACAUGUUUUUUAAUCAAACCACAGUGUCCCUCUAUCAACGAAUGUGGUCCUUCAUGACGUCACAGCCGGAUGUUUUCGUCAAAGACAACGACGAGGGCAUCAAGCGAGUCCGUGAGAGCAAUGGCCAGUACGUGUAUCUUAUUGAGAGCACCUUGAACGAGUAUUACAGCUCCAGAUUGCCGUGUGACACAAUGAAGGCAGGAAAUAACUUGGACUCCAAGGGUUAUGGGAUCGCCACGCCCAUGGGCUCUGACAUCAGAGAUAAAUUAACCCUGAGUAUACUCCAGCUGAGAGAGGACGGCAUCUUGGACGAGCUGAAGAAGAAAUGGUGGAUAGAGAAAUCACAGUGUCCACUGGAAACAACAUCCAAGGAUCCGGACGCAUCUCUAACGCUUUCGAAAGUAGCUGGUAUCUUUUACAUUCUGGUGGCCGGGCUGUCCUUGUCUGUCAUCUCUGUGGUCCUGGAGUUUCUGUACAAGACAAAAGUUGACUCCAACAAGCAAAAUAUUUCCUUUGGGUCAGAAGCAAGAUCUAAAUUUAGAUUGUCCAUCAGCGGACAUUCAGAAGAUGACACUAAUGAACAACGAACACCUCUGCGAGCUUCUACAAAUAUGUCAUCCCACGAAGAGACUACAGUUUACAGUAAAACCCAGACGGUUGUAUAAAGACAUUAUUUCCGAAGUGUUUCUCCUGGGUUGUGAUAUGUUUCAUUUGUUCUCUUCUCUUUAAAGUUCAACUUUUUAAUUUCAUCACGAGCAGCCUUUGAAUUGAUUGUAUUCAGGAUUAGUCACUGCUAUUUAUAGAAGCACUAACAUUUUUUUGGUAUUUUCCCCUUAUUUAUUUUUUUUUAGUUUUAAAUAGAUCUACCUACCAACCUAAAUGUCGUUAGCUUCCAGUCUUCGUAGCCUUGUGUAAUUUUCAAUUUUCAGCCUGUAUUUUAUAUCAAAUGUAGUUUAUUUAAUGUAUUUUAUACUUUAUAAGAUUACUUUGUCCAUGAAUGUAUAAACUAUUUCAAUUGUUUCACUUUGUGUUGUAUUUAUGCAAAGACAAUAUAAAUCUAGCAACAAAUGGCAGAUCAUUAGUGAGUCGACAGAGUUCUACCGCUAGUUGAUUAUGUUAAUAUAUCCAUCAGUUUUAUAGAGGGCAAGGUAAAAGAAAUGGCCAGAAACAAAGCAAAGAAAAAACAAGGUUACAAAGACAGUUUGUGUGGAGACACAAAAUUCAAAAUAGGCCCCCGAAGUGGUCCACCUAGGCAGUUAAAAAGGCAGGUUUCAUUAUUUUCAGAAAGAACAUCAGAAUAAAAUUCUAUCAAAGACAAAUGACAGAGAAGAAUGGAGAAAGAAGGUUGACGGAUCUUGUGUGGUGCCCCAGUUGUCCACAGACCAAAGGAUAGUUGAAAGUGAAUGUGAAGUUAGAUGUGAACUUGGCCUAACUAAUAUCUUAUAAUGAAUGUAUAAUUGAUCUAAUUGUUUUGUAAAGAGAGAAUCUCUUAUUCCUCAAGAAAAAAACACUCCCGUAAAAAAAAAAUGCUUUAGUUCAGUGUUCUAUAGUGUAACGGCAGCGCUGCAGUUCACGCAAUAAUAUGAAACCCUACUUAUUAAUUGUUGUUUUAAAUUAUGUCCAAUCUAUAUGCAUACUAAAUAGAUUUUUUCUCUUUAAAAAAAGUUAACUUUUUUUGGUGUAAAUGAAGUAGUUAGUAUAGCAAAACUCACUUAACUUAGCAAUACAAAUGUAAAAAAAAAAAUAAUUGUUUGACAAAAAACCAAAAACCGUUUUGCAUAAAUGUGUUAAAAAUAUAGUUAUCCCCUACUAAGGAGCCUCCUGUGAUGUUACUAUUAAUAGUGAAUAGUUGUAUAAGUGGCGUAUUUUUUAUGAAAAAAUUGCUUGCAUAAGUGAUUUAAAAAAUUAAAUUUUUCGCUUUCAGAAAAGAAAAAAGUAGUCGUUGCAUCAGAACUUUGAAUGGUCUAAAAUAUUAUGAUGUCGGAUUCUCACUAUCUUUUCUAGUUUACGAGAUCUAAACGGGACGGACGGACAGACAUUCCUCACUAAACUAAUAGCAUCUUUUUCGGGGACCGUUAAGUGUACAGUGCCCGUUUUAAUUAGUUAAAAAACGUUAAAAACUGGUCAUAAGAUUUCUCACAAAGAAUGCAAAUUGGAAGAGGAAACACUAUAAACACAUUAGUAACAUGUCAAAAAAUAUCAAAAAGCAUUCUACAUAAUCAUAUUUAUAUAUUAGGUGAAAUGAGAGCUUAAAGAAAAAGCCUUAACAGCACAAUUAUACAAUGAAAAAAGAAAAAUAUUUAAUUGGGGAUGAAGUGACCAGGGGAUGAAAUGACCGGAGAUGAAGUGACCGAGGAUGAAAUGACAGGUCACCUACUAAAAAGGGAAGCCACUUUUACAAGUUACUUGAAGAGUUGAUAACUUUAUAUUAACUCUUUCUCUCCGCAUGUAUUUGCCUCGUUCUGAUAGAAUUAUUCAUUUCGCUCAUUUGUAUUUCACUGUCUUGUUAGGAUUAAACUUAAAUAACGUUUUUGUUUGUUAUCAGAAAAUGUUAUAAUUGAUAUUGAAUUAUAGGAGAAUGCAUGCUCUUUUUACAUAACACAAAUUAAAGCUUUUAAAUCCAAAACAUCAAUUUCGUUUAAAGGGGUUAAAUCAACGUUCGCUUUGUCAAUUAGGAGAGAAAAGUUAAUUUGAUCCGUUGUUUUGGGAGAAUGAGCACAAGUAAGGGAAACUUUUGCUGCUGUUCUUGUCCUUAUAGCUGCCUCUUACGUCCAUCACAGCUAAACUGUUAUGAAUUUUUAGCCUUGUCAUCUUUUAUCUAAUCUUGUAAAUUACAAACUUUCCUUACAAACUGAAAACAAAGACGUACAGUACGUAUCCGUAUGUUAAAUCUAGUCGUCCAUAUCAAUUAGAGCUUUAACAUUCUGCUACGUUAUUGGUUUUCCAGACUGUUGUAGCUACACCAAACGUAUAACCAAUAAUUAAUGGAUAACUUGAACUCCAAUUUACAAAUAAAUGAUGUGGAAUUUGUAGAACAAUAAAUAAGAGGAUAUAAAUCCAUUUGUUUGGAACAACCGAUUUAAAUGUUCUAUAAAUGCCUAUUCAAUAGUUUAUGUCUGUAUGUCUCUCUCUCUCCCUCUCUCUCUCUCACAUACUUUCUAAUUUCCAAUGGCUAUAGUCUAUGUCUGUCUGAAUAUCUCUCUCUCUCACACACACAUACUUUCUAAUUUCCAAUGGCUUACCAUUUUCUCGAUUUAAAGUUAUGUACUUUGUAUAAAUUUUUCAUCUUAUAUUUUUCAUGACAUCAUUUCUGACCAGUAUUUAUCAAUAA
Biomphalaria glabrata is the source of this 6131-nucleotide messenger RNA. Its product is annotated as glutamate receptor-like. Gene Ontology annotation, molecular function: glutamate-gated receptor activity; transmitter-gated monoatomic ion channel activity involved in regulation of postsynaptic membrane potential. Gene Ontology annotation, biological process: modulation of chemical synaptic transmission; synaptic transmission, glutamatergic; monoatomic ion transport. The transcript has 20 exons. The record is from RefSeq and is a predicted model, not a curated record. Lineage: Eukaryota; Metazoa; Mollusca; Gastropoda; Planorbidae. The coding region runs from base 775 to 3465 and encodes 896 amino acids. Gene Ontology annotation, cellular component: plasma membrane; postsynaptic membrane.